Molecule: messenger RNA, 7036 nt
Organism: Triplophysa dalaica
Lineage: Eukaryota; Metazoa; Chordata; Actinopteri; Cypriniformes; Nemacheilidae
Gene: camsap2a
Product: calmodulin regulated spectrin-associated protein family, member 2a
Exons: 18
Coding region: 419-4660 (1413 amino acids)
Biological process (GO): cytoplasmic microtubule organization; neuron projection development; negative regulation of microtubule depolymerization
Cellular component (GO): microtubule minus-end
Molecular function (GO): microtubule minus-end binding; calmodulin binding; spectrin binding
Source: RefSeq, a predicted model, not a curated record
AGCGCUGGAUGAACAGAGAAGGGAGAAUAGCCGUAAAUAUCCAGAUGGGAAUAUGUGGGAAGAACAUGGCUGGAUCGUAAGGAAGACAAAGCCUUUUUAAAUAAGAAAACAUCAUCCGCCUCUUCUGAAUCCCGAUUUGUGGGGCUAUUAAGCAGAAAACGAUACCAAUCAAAUGGGGUACCAGGAUGAAUGUGGGCAGAACCCCACUGAAUGAUCGGAUCGGGUCGAAAUCGAUGUCAAAAUAAGACGUUGUUUGACGCAACCGAGCCUUUGAAGAGUUAUCUGGCAUAUGUAUGUUGAAAUUUCAGACAAACACUGAUUUAAAAAAGCGAAAACUCCAGAUUAAAUGCAUUGAAUUCCUUCGGAGAGAUGUCAUCGUUUAGCCGUAAGGACUGGAUGUGAUUCUUCAGCUGUGAAUAUGGGAGAUCUGACCGACUCCAGUGAUCCAAAAGAUACUUUUAUUGUUCCUGCCAUCAAGUCGUUUGAUCAUUAUGAUUUUAACAAAGCUAAAACGAGAGCCAGUCUCACAUGGCUCGUGGCAAAAGCCUUUGGUACAGACAGUGUUCCAGAAGAGCUCAGCGAGCCCUUCUACAAGGACCAGUAUGAGCAGGAGCACCUCAAACCUCCGGUGGUGAGCCUGCUGCUGUCAGCCGAGCUGUACCGCAAAGCAGGAAGCCUGAUCCUAAAGAGCGACGCCGCCAAACCUUUGCUGGGUCAUGAUGCCGUCAUACAGGCUCUGGCUCAGAAGGGCCUGUACGUCACUGACCAGGAAAGACUGGUGACAGAGAGGGACCUGCAGAAGAAACCCAUACAGAUGACCGCCCACCUGGCCAUGAUUGACACUCUGAUGAUGGCGUACACGGUGGAAACGGUGAGCAUUGAGAAGGUGAUGGCAUGCAUGCAGCAAUAUUCCACCGAUGACCAGGAUGGAGAUGUACCAUACGACACAGAGGAUGCUGUGACCAGCUGGAUGAAUAAGGUGAACGAAUACUUGAAGGAGAUCAUAAUGCAGGAGCAGCGGAGGAGAGAAGCACAAAGCGCCGAGCCUGUAGAGAAUCCAAAGUCGCCAACCAAGUGGUAUAUGAAGCUGGUUCCUGCCCGUUAUAGAAAGGAGCAGGUUCUGCCCAAAUCUGUUCCCUGGAUCCCCCCGGUGGACAACCUGCUGAAAGACAGCACAGAUGGCUGUGCCCUCGCAGCCGUGCUGCACUUUUACUGCCCCCCUAUCGUCAACCUGGAGGACAUUUGCCUGAAGGAGACCAUGUCACUGGCAGACAGUUUGUACAACCUCAAGCUCAUUCAGGACUUCUGCAGGGAGAACUUCAACCAGUGCUGUCACUUCAGUCUGGAGGACAUGCUAUAUGCCCAUUCCUCCAUCAAAAAUAACUACCUUGUGUUUAUGGCUGAGCUCUUCUGGUGGUUCGAGGUUGUAAAACCACCAUUCGUUCAGCCACAGGUGUUAGAUGCUGAAGCUCCAGUACCCUCACUGAAAGAUUUGCCGUCUGUACCCAUCUCAAAAGUCACAAAGAGGAGUUUCACAGAAAGACCUCCCAGUCCAGACAGACCAAGUCUCCCCCUCCGACCUCAACCACAGACUUCAGGCUCGGGUGAGAUCAAGCGAUCAACCUCAAUGUCAUUCGUGGAGAGCUUCAUGGGUACUUGGCCCAAAGAGAAGAGGUCUCCUGCUCAGGGAGUGUCUUUUGAAAUCCCAUUUGAUAAAGAAAACAUCACUCAAACUUCUACAUCAACCGGCCGGGGGAUGACCCGGUCUGUCAGCACUGAAGGGUUUGGUUUUAAGAUGGCCCAUGGCACCAGUGGCAUUAAGAGAAAUCUGUCUUUUCAGCCUGUCAAUGGUAAGAACAUGGGAAUUGAAGAGGAGGAAAGCUGCCCUGAGGGCCUGUCUGGAAAUCAUAACAGUCGUCUAAAUGGUUCUGGGCCACCAAGCAUCGAAGAGGCUCUGGAGAUCAUCCAUAACUCAGAGAAAGAGUCACAGAGCGCCAGUGAGGGUUUCUUUCUUCAUCUCCAUAGCAAAGGAGAAUUGAACCCCAAAGCAAAAGAAGGCAAUCUAGACUCAGUUUCGGAGUCGUCCAAAGGUGUUGAUAGCAUGUCAACCACGGAAGUUGACACUGGCAUCCAUGUGCGAACGGAGGACAUUCAAGAGACGUUAGAUGAGGACUCAUCGCUUAGGGAUUGUACUGUAAGCAUGGAUCUGGACACAGAUCAAGACUUUGAGGCCAGAGCAUGCCAUAGUCAGGGCUCGACAAGCCCGUGUCCCAGCAGCAUCGGUGCCAAGUCCCCUGCUGGAAGUACCCCAACCCCUUCUUUCACACCUGUGAUCAAGAUGACCAGCUUUGCCGAGCAGAAGUUUCGUAAAAUCAAUCCAAAGUUUGAGCCCAAAGGUGCCACCUCCAAAGGUACUACACCGGACGCUUCAGAUCUCAACAUUCCUCACUCUGUCUCCUGGGCGCCUUCUCCCGAGAUCAGCCCUGUACGCCAGGCGCCCAAGGACCCUGCCCAAGCCAUGGCUUCUGAAAUGGUACAACUGCGCAUGAGGCUCGAGGAGAAACGUCGUGCCAUCGAGGCCCAGAAGAAGAAAGUGGAAGCUGCAUUUACUCGUCACCGUCAAAAAAUGGGACGCAGCGCUUUCCUCACCGUGCUCAAGAGGAAAGGCGACAGCACAUCGCCAUCACAGGAGGACGCUCCUGACUCAGAAAGCAAGACUCCAGCGGAGACGCCUCAGCCUGUUAAGUCUCCGCAAAAGUCGCCGGGCGAGGACGGCACCUCCGAAGCAGAACUAAUGGAGUACACACACUCCAUUGAGAAGCUCAAUGAUUCCUUGAGCUUCUUGCAGGCUGAGAUGCAACGACUGGCCCAGCAACAGGAAGUCAUCAUGCAGAUGCGUGAGCAACAGGCUUGGGUUGUGCCUCAACCUUCACCGCAAAAACAAGUACGGGAGUUCAGGGGGAGCGGCGCACACUCUUCCGAUUCCCCGUCACCUGCUGAUUUUCCAAGAGAUACGCAUCAAUCCCCUACAAACCUCAAGAGAAAGUCUGCUUCCUUCCAUUCCAAGACUCCAAGGACACCCAGGCCGAGUGAGCUUAAGAUCGCCCCCUUCAGCCGCGUCCUGACCGUUCCUCAGUCAGUGGACAGCAUACCACGUCUCAGAAGGUUCUCCCCGUCUCAGUCUGUAUCGUGCUCCUUUUCUUAUUUGGGACAGAAGAAGCAACAACCUGCAGGAACUGAAACCACAGACAAGGAGACUGAACAAGACUUUGGUCUGGAGUCUGGAAAUAUUACGUCCCCAACCAAAGAAACCCAACUGUUCGAAACAGGAGAGGUUGAUUUAAGCGCCAAGGAGCCGACGGAGGAGGAAAAGAAACAAAUCAACGGAAAAGAAAAACUAAAGCCAACAGAUGAGAUUAGGCCUGCAGUGGAGUCGAAUGUAUCAGAAGUGUUAUCGCACUUUGUAAUGGAAACGGUUAUUGUCACUCCCACCGAGAAGCCAGUAGACAUCACCCAUCAGACUAACAAAAAUUUGAUCGAGGUCCCGCUGUCUGUCCUUAAGCCUUUGGAUGGACAAAUGCCGGAGGAGGAAGGCGAGAUGGAGCAAUCAGGGGAAAAUAAGGAGGAUGAUCAAAAACUGUGCUGUGGAUUCUUCUUUAAGGACGAUAUGAAGGGAGAGGACAGCAUGGCCAUGAAGCGCGCCGCACUUCUGGAGAAAAGGCUGAGAAGAGAGCGAGAAAGCCAGCAGAGAAAACAGCAGCUGGAGGCGGAGCUUGAGCAAAAGAAAGAGGAAGCCAGGUUGAAAACAGAGGAGGACCGCAUGAAGAAGGAAGAGGAAAAAGCCCGGCGAGAAUUUAUCAAGCUGGAGUACAUGAGGAGAAAACAGCUGAAACUAAUGAAAGACAUGGACACACUUGUGAAACCGAAGCCUGCUGGGGUCAAGCAGAGAAAAAUGAGACCCAAGUCCAUCCACAGAGAUGUGCUGGAGUCGCCCAGGACUCCUGUCAGGGGCCCGGCAGGUUCACGACCUCGUGUUUUUUCAGCGUCAAGCUUGUCUCUGGCCUCCCUAAACAUUGGCGAUAAUGACAGUGUCGGUUCAGAGAGAAAAACACCCAGCAGGCCUGAUUCUGCAGACGGUUGCUUGUCUCCUGCUCGCUCCGGUAGCCGUAACGGAGAUAAGGACUGGGAUAAUGGAUCUACCACAUCCUCACUGACAUCCAACACUGAAUACACAGGUCCUAAAUUAUACAAGGAGCCUAGUGCAAAGUCCAAUAAACAUAUAAUACAGAAUGCUCUUGCUCACUGCUGUCUAGCUGGAAAAGUCAACGAGGGACAGAAGAACAAGAUCUUAGAGCAAAUGGAGAAAUCAGAGGCCAACAAUUUCCUGGUCCUCUUCCGAGAUACCGGCUGCCAGUUUCGCUCCGUUUACACAUACUAUCCCGACUCGGAGGAGAUCAACAAGCUGGCAGGCAUCGGCCCGAAAACCAUCUCACGCAAGAUGAUCGACGGCCUUUACAAGUACAACUCGGACCGGAAGCAGUUCAGCCAAAUCCCAGCCAAGACCAUGUCGGCAAGCGUCGAUGCCAUCACUAUCCACAGCCACUUAUGGCAGACCAAAAAACCAGGGACUCCCAAAAAAGUAGCGGCCGUGAAAUCCUAGUCCUAAAACUAGUUUGUUUACCACCACACAUUCUCAAUGCACUUCUUUGUACAUACUGGACUCGUCGCAUGACAGAAACUUUUUACACACUUCCAUCUAAACUCUCUCUCGUUCCUUUCUGUUCACUGAGAACAUGUUUUAUGCACAACUGGAAUGUAAAUCUCUGCAGGGUGGCAAAUGGAUCUCAUGUAAAUGUCCGGCACCCAAGACCGAAUCAUGUUUAAAACUUUAUGUGCCAAAAAACCAUUGUCAUGGAUGUCCUGUUAUUUUAAUUUGAUACACUAAAAGCACUGAAUGUUAUAAGUUUGUACAGUCCUCGCACAUUUGUUGAUGUGGCCUUAAGUUGAUUUUUUAUUUCUAUGUUUGUUUUUAUUUUUUUGUGUUUGUUCAUUUUUUACGACUGUAUAUGAUUGUACGGCUGCUUAUCGAGAAGCUCUCAUGGCAUAGCUUGUGAUUGUACUGGUUUAAUAUAAUUGUAAGCAAGUUUUCUUGGCGAGCUUUGUCAUAUUUAAUAUACAUUAAUCGGUGUGGUAAUGUGCGGUGAGUUAUAUUGUUUGCAGACAGGACCCACUUCUGAUGGGUUUUAACAUUCUUGAACUAAAGUACACCGGCAUGGAUUCACAGCAGGAUUGUGAAUUCAUAAAAUUUCAUUGCUCUAGGUGUAUUUGUUUUUGUAUGUGUUUUGGGGUCUUUAAACGGACCGAAGGUAUUGUUUUAAAUUCAGCGUUAUUAUCUUUUAAAAUCGUAUUUAUCUAUUACAGGCUUUAGGGCCAGGGAUUAUAAAACCAAACCGUUCUGUUGUAUUGGUUUACGAUUGUUGGUGCGACCAUUAGGUUUCAACUUCAUGGAUGAUGGAUGAGAUUAAAAUAAAGGUCUUUUCACACGUUGCUGAUGUCAAAGACUAAGCGUAAAGCAUGGCUUUUUCAAUCACAGCCAAUGAUUUUUGGACAUUUUCCUGCUGACAAAAACAUUUGAAUUGAUUUCAAUAGGAAUUGUAUUGGUCUUAAUGGAAACUAUUUGGGUCUGUUGGUGGGAUGUUAUGUGGCUGGUGGGAACAGAUAGAACACCAUACACACUACAAGGAAAUUUUGUUUUGGUUUUAAUGGUAAAAUAUCGGAUGUUACAUUAUUGCAUUUGCUUUGGAAACUAUCUGAAUUCGUAGUUUUUCUACAGCACCAUUGCCCAUAUGUGACUUUGGACCUAAAAACCAGUCUUAAGUAGCACAGGAAAAAAAUCCAAAAAUACAUUGUAGGAGUCAAAAUUAUGAUUCAUGUUCCAUGAAGAUAUUUUGUACAUUUCCUACUGUAAAUAUAUCAAAACUUCAUUGUUGUGACUAAUAUAUAAUGCUAAGGACAAACUUUUUUCUCAAUAUUUAGAUUUUUUGCAAAAAAAAGUCAGAUUCCAGACUUUCAAAUAGUUGUAUCUUGACCAAAUAUCAUCCUAUCCUAAAAAAAUUGACCCUUAAGACUGGUUUUGUUGUCUGGGGUCACAUAGAUAAUCUGAUUCUGAGAGACUGAUUAUUUGUAUAUAAAGUACACAUGUCAAGCGUACGACACAAUACUUAGUAUAUCACGGUAUUUCGUUUGCUGUCUUAUUUUUACUGUUUACACAUUCCUGUUUAAACCUCAAAAUCAUAUUUUUUUUAGUACUGUACAGAGGUCAAAGUGUGACGAGAGAGUUGGAAUCAUUUUCCAGAAACUUUUGUACGUUGAACGCUCACUACGACUGGUCUAAAGUAUUUUCCAGUGUUGUCCUGGGUCACGCAAAAGUGUUAAAAAGCCGUUUGCCAAAAUUGUCUUAGCUGAUUGUUGGAGGGAUUUCCUAUUUUGCAACUGAGGGCUAAACCUUUGAUUGGUAAAAUUUUACAUGAUGAAAAAAUGUGUUGAUCUUCAGGAAAGUCACAUUUUGCUGGAAUUGAUGUUAGCACCCCUCUUACUGGUUUUAGAGCAGAAUGUGACUGUAUACGGGUAGAGUUUGAUGCCUGACGAAAAUGACUGCCUUCCUAUCCUGCUCCUUGAAAGCCAUUUAGUUUAGUCGUUUCCCCUUGCAGUUGUAAAAAAAAUGGUUAUUGCCAUUGAAAACAUUAACUCACACCCGUUUACUAAUAAAUAACUAUCGAUUAGUUGAAUGAAAUUCACAGAAGUCUAUUAACAAAAUAAUUUUCAUCCUAUUAGAAAAGUUCAACUGUAAACAGACUUGAGUUAUUUGGUCAUUUCAGGUCAGAAAAACAUGUUAUUUCAAUGAGCAUGAUAAACCAUUGUACAGUGUGUGUUCUGUGAUCUCUCUUCACUGUCUCUUUGAUUUCAGGAGCUGUGCUGUCAUUAUGCUAAAAUAACAUGACAGAUUUCCAUUGCAUUCAAUAAAGUUUCGCAUGGC